Messenger RNA from Aspergillus caelatus, 1004 nucleotides. RefSeq lists its product as uncharacterized. The record is from RefSeq and is a predicted model, not a curated record. The transcript is spliced from 2 exons. The coding region runs from base 544 to 756 and encodes 70 amino acids. Lineage: Eukaryota; Fungi; Ascomycota; Eurotiomycetes; Eurotiales; Aspergillaceae.
AAAAAAAAAGGAAAAAAAGAAAAGAAAAGAGAAAAUUACAACCAGCCCUAGAAAACCUCCCUUGACGGGAUAGGGGAUUUAUUCUUCUUCGACGACCCAAAUUGUGGUUAUCAGCCAGCUAUCAGCAAUUUCCUUCUUUUCGGUGAUCCAACUCGCUCUACAGCCAACUACAUCAUCAUGUAUUCGUGUGCCAAUUAUCCUCGCGGUUGCCGUGGCCGCGUUAAUAUUCAAGGAGGAAAAUGCGCCGAUUGUGUGCAACUGAAACUCCGUCGACCAUCAUCUACGUCCCCCUUUGCCCAGCCACGAGAUUACCGAAGAGCAUUGCCCUCGGAGAUCUUAAAUGACUCCCCUUACAGGGCGAUCGCUCGGGAACUGCUGUAAACCUGCGAUACUGCUUCUAAUUCGAGACGGCACGAAAGACCUCCAGGACUUCGACCGGAUUUCCAGGGUCCUGCAGGUUGGGACCGAGUCCCAGGGACCUUUCACGCCUGUCUCAAUCACGGCACUGUCUUUCCUUACCCUAUUCAAUUAUGCUCUGACUUGAUGCAUUGUUGGGAGUUAAUCGAUCAUCGGAUUCUUAUACCAUAUACAAGGGCGGCUUUCUCGAUUUUAACUGAACCGGUGGUUCAGCACUGCGAUUAUUUUUUACUCAUCUCUCUUAUCUUUCUUUUGUGUGUAUAUGCGAGACAAUCUGGGUACGGCAUGAGUGAUUUCCCUAAUCCGCUGCUGGGAAUGGCGAUUUGGAAGUUUCCAUAAAAGUCAUACCUCGUGGGAAUAGAGCGCACAGCCAUGAAUCUGCUGCUGGCUGGCGGGUGGUGGCGCAGAUGGAUACCUUUCUUCUUCUCUCCUUUAAUAUCUGCUUUACUUUCUGUUCAGAUAUUUCGCUUUCGUCUGUCUUGUGAUGUGUACUCAUUGUUUUAAUAUUGGUCGAUUUUCAUACCCUUUCGACUGUACGAUUUACUGACAAUCAUACAUUUACUAUUAAUUUUUUUUUCUCAUUAUAU